AUGACCACACAGCUCCAGUUAUCCGCCAAAAUGUGCCACAAGACACUUCUGUGUUUCCUUUCCCUUACAUUUUUCCAAAUCGCGUAUUCAGCCUUCACUUUCAAAAAUGUAAUGGUGACUUGCGACAGCGAUAGUGCUUUAUCAGACGAAGAAAUCCCUUUCAGUACCGUUGUGACCACAAACCAACUUAAACCCCACCUCCCCAGUGGACAAAAAUGCAACAACAUCGCUAUCCAACACGCAACAAUCCCUUUUCUUGCCAGAGACUCACUUUCUGACAUCAACAAUGCGAAUUUCCUGGUUUUGGAAAACAACGAAAUUGAGGAAAUCCAACCUGGGGCGUUUAGAAAUGUGGUGGUGAAACAAGCUAUGUCUUUGAAAAUGAAUAAAUUAAGGGAAAUCAGGAGAGGAAUUUUUGAAGGAGUGCGAGUACCAGUUUUGUUUUUGAGUUACAAUUCCAUCAACUAUAUUGAUUAUCAAGCGUUUAAUAAUAUGACAAAUCUUGAAAUUAUCCACCUUGACCAUAAUCAACUUACUAAUAUCAACCCAUUUUGGUUCAAAAAUGCGCCAAAGUUGACCAAAGUCAACCUCUCCCAUAACAAAAUCCAGAGAGUUGACGCCAAUGCCUUCGCAAACCACGUCUCAAAAAUCGAUUUGAGUAACAAUCUGAUUCAAUCAGUGGACCCUCACGCUUUCAGGAGGACCAAAAAGUUGCUGUUUUUGGGGUUAGCCCACAACCAAAUCAACAGUUUGGAUCCCAAUUGGUUGAAAGACGUCAAAGUUCAUACUUUGGACCUAACCAACAAUUUACUUUAUUGUUUGGAAAGUGGUUUAGGAGGGUUGCAAUCAACUAAUUUAAUCGAUAAAAAUCCUUGGGAUUGCAAUUGUUUGGAGAGGAUUAAACGGAAGGAAAACACAGUCUUUGGCACAAUUAUAGCCAGCGAAGAUUUCAACAGAUGUAACAUUUUUAGUUUUAGUUAAUUUUAUGUACUGUAUUUAUUUGAUCAUAAUAAACGGUUUUUAUGUAA
Tribolium madens (black flour beetle) is the source of this 1028-nucleotide messenger RNA. RefSeq names its product chondroadherin-like. The coding region runs from base 1 to 981 and encodes 326 amino acids. The transcript has a single exon. Gene Ontology annotation, molecular function: protein binding. Lineage: Eukaryota; Metazoa; Arthropoda; Insecta; Coleoptera; Tenebrionidae. The record is from RefSeq and is a predicted model, not a curated record. Gene Ontology annotation, cellular component: plasma membrane.